This is a messenger RNA of Naegleria fowleri, 285 nucleotides long. RefSeq lists its product as uncharacterized. Bases 1 to 285 code for a protein of 94 amino acids. NCBI's taxonomy places the organism in Eukaryota, Heterolobosea, Eutetramitea, Acrasida, Naegleriidae. The record is from RefSeq and is a predicted model, not a curated record. The transcript has a single exon.
AUGAGAAGAAACAAACAGAAUCAAAAAACCAUUCCUUUCAUUCAAGAAAGUAAAUCAUUGAAUGAACUUCAACAAGAAUAUAAAGGAAAUGUUUGGAUUCGAAAAAAUUUAGAAUUGAUCAUUGAAGAUGUCCAAUCGCAGUGGGAACUUGCUCUAUGUAAUUGGAAAGAUUAUUUAUUGGAGAUACAUUCAAGAAGAAGGAAGGAACAAGUUUCUUCUUCUUCCAUGGAUGAAAAGGAACCAAAAAAAGAAACUAUUGUUGAAAUGAGUUCAAAUUUGGAAUGA